Cherax quadricarinatus is the source of this 871-nucleotide messenger RNA. Lineage: Eukaryota; Metazoa; Arthropoda; Malacostraca; Decapoda; Parastacidae. The record is from RefSeq and is a predicted model, not a curated record.
AUGCACCAUCGAAAUGUGCCAUCCCAAAUCAUCGCUUUUGACCUUCUUCAUCGCAUGUCACAUCCCAAAGCCAUCUUUAACCAGAAAAAUCCCAAAGCCAUCUGGCUGCCUUGUUUGCAAGAUUUACAACAUGGUUCUUCAUGGUUAGUUUGGAGUCAAAUUUCACCCCAAGGAUAUCAACUUCUCCAGGUGCCAACACCCUCCCAUUCAUCCUUACUACUGCACCAGCAUUACCAUCAUUGUGCCUCUCUCUCUCUCUCUCUCUCUCUCUCUCUCUCUCUCUCUCUCUCUCUCUCUCUCUCUCUCUCUCUCUCUCUCUCUCUCUCUCUCUCUCUCUCUCUUUCUCUCUCUCUCAGAAUAAAGAUCAAAAUACUAAGUCCCUGUCUUCCCCUGCAGUCAGACGUGUGUCAUGCCUACCAGAUCCUGCACCAGCACGGUGUUCCUGACGACCACAUCAUCGUUAUGAUGUACGACGACAUCGCCAACAACAAGCAAAACCCGACCCCUGGUGUGAUCAUCAACCGUCCAGAAGGACCCAACGUCUACGACGGCGUCCCCAAGGACUACACUGGCAGGGACGUCACUCCAGAGAACUUCCUGAAGGUACUUAGCGGUGACGCUAAGGGCUUGAGGGGUGUGGGCUCUGGUAAAGUGCUGAAGAGUGGUCCUAACGACCGUGUCUUCAUCAACAUGGUGAACCACGGCGCCCCUGGCAUCUUCUCCUUCCCUUACGACUACCUCACUGCCACUAAUCUCGUCGACUCUCUCCUGAAAAUGUACCAAGACAACAGGUUCAACAAGAUGGUCGUGUAUGUGGAGUCGUGUAAUUCUGGCUCACUAUUUGAGAAUCUCCUUCCUGAAGAUAUAGAAG